Molecule: messenger RNA, 2037 nt
Organism: Aegilops tauschii subsp. strangulata
Lineage: Eukaryota; Viridiplantae; Streptophyta; Magnoliopsida; Poales; Poaceae
Product: tonoplast dicarboxylate transporter
Biological process (GO): transmembrane transport
Cellular component (GO): plasma membrane
Molecular function (GO): transmembrane transporter activity
Source: RefSeq, a predicted model, not a curated record
AACAGCAGUGUCGUGUUCCCGCGCCUAUAACAACAGCCAAACUUUUUGGACACCACAUCACACCUCAAGAAGCAACCAAGAAACGCGCGCGGCUGGGUGCAGAUCAUCGACGGCGGAACGAAACGAAAGCAGCCCAUAACGAUCUCUUCGACUCGACCGGCCAUGGACCCGCGGUGCAGCGGCCACUGGGAGAGCUCGUCGGAGGACGUGACGAGGUCGCUGCUGCCCCUGCACGACAUCACGGCGGACGGCGGCGCCCACCGCCCCCCCUGCUCGCCGCUCGUCGCGUCGCUGCUCGCCAACAGGUACCUGUCGAUCGCGGCCGGCCCGCUGGCCGCCGCGCUGAUCUGCGCGCUCGUCGACCUGGGCCCCGGGCACGCGGCGGCGCGCAACAUGCUCGGCGUGCUGGCGUGGGUGUUCAUCUGGUGGAUCACCGACGCCGUGCCGCUGGCCGUCGCGUCCAUGGCGCCGCUCUUCCUCUUCCCCGUCUUCGGCGUCUCCUCCGCCGACGCCGUCGCCAAGGCCUACAUGGACGACGUCAUCUCCCUCGUGCUCGGCAGCUUCAUCCUCGCCCUCGCCAUCGAGCACUACAACAUCCACCGCCGCCUCGCGCUCAACAUCACGUCGCUCUUCUGCGGGGACCCGGUGAAACCGGCGCUGCUGCUGCUGGGCAUCUGCGGCACCACCAUGUUCGUCAGCAUGUGGAUCCACAACACGCCCUGCACCGUCAUGAUGAUGCCGGUGGCCACGGGGAUCCUGCAGAGGCUCCCCGGCGACGCGGCCGCCGGCGCCGACGCGCGCGAGUUCAGGCGGUUCUCCAAGGCGGUGGUGCUCGGCGUCGUGUACGCGUCGGCGAUCGGCGGGAUGGCCACGCUCACCGGCACGGGCGCCAACAUCAUCCUGGUGGGGAUGUGGUCCACCUACUUCCCGGAGCAGGAGCCCAUCACCUUCAGCUCCUGGAUGUCCUUCGGCCUCCCCAUGUCGCUCGUGCUCUUCGCCGCGCUCUGGGCCACGCUCUGCCUCAUGUUCUGCUCCGACAACACCGGCAGGGCGCUCUCCGCUUACCUUGACCGCACCCAUCUCAGGAGGGAGCUCAGCUUGCUUGGUCCAAUGGCUUUUGCAGAGAAGAUGGUUCUUGCCGUCUUCGGGGGCCUUAUUGUCCUGUGGAUGACGAGGAGCAUCACAGACGACAUCCCUGGGUGGUCGGUCCUCUUCCACGGCAAUGUCGGGGACGGAACAGUCACUAUCAUGAUGGCGACGCUGCUCUUCAUAAUCCCGAGCGGCAAGAGCGACGGCGAGAAGCUCAUGGACUGGGGCAAGUGCCGGCGGCUGCAGUGGCACAUCGUCCUCCUCCUCGGCGCCGGGUUCGCCAUCGCCGACGGCUUCAAAGCGAGCGGCCUGACGGACAUCCUCGCCGGGUGGCUGGGCUUCCUGCGGGGCGCGCCGGCGCUGGCCGUCGCGCCCGUGGCGUGCGCCUUCAGCGGCCUCCUCACGGAGUUCACCUCCGACGACGCCACCACCACGCUGGUGCUGCCGCUGCUGGCGGAGCUGGGCAGGACCAUCGGCGUGCACCCGCUGCUGCUCAUGGUGCCCGGCGCCGUCGGCGCGCAGCUCUCCUACCUGCUGCCCACCGGGUCGCCCGGCAACUCCGUCGGCUUCAGCACCGGCUACGUCACCAUCAAGGACAUGGUGGUCACCGGCAUGCCCAUCAAAAUCGUCGGCGUCGCCGCUCUCACGGUCCUGCUGCCAACGCUAGGUGUUGCGGUUUUUGGCAUGGAUCAGAAGGUGUAGGAAUCUCGUACUGGAAGUUCAGUUGGAUUUUUUGAACAUUUCAAUCUGUAGACUGUAGGUUACUAGUAGUAGUAUCUAGUAGGAGGAUAUUGAGGUUGUUGUACAGUGUAUAGUCAGUGGUAUAGAUAAGGCGAUUGUGCAGUCUGCAGUUGAUCUAUACCCAACUCUACCAUGUGGUUUCAGAAAAGAGAAUGUGCACCAGAUGAAAACGGAAGGAUGAAGGAGUUCGGUAUAUUCACAUGGAAA